Molecule: messenger RNA, 3268 nt
Organism: Salvelinus fontinalis (brook trout)
Lineage: Eukaryota; Metazoa; Chordata; Actinopteri; Salmoniformes; Salmonidae
Product: regulator of G-protein signaling 4-like
Exons: 5
Coding region: 685-1182 (165 amino acids)
Source: RefSeq, a predicted model, not a curated record
AACCCAAAACCCUAAACCAAAUCACCUAACCCUACUCUACUAACCCCGUACCCUAAUUCUAACCCUAACCCCUAAACUUUAAAUAACCUUUGUCAUCAUGGGGAAGUGGGAAAUCUCCCCACAAACCAAGCCGCACGCACACGCACAAACACACUUUCCAUAGUUGGAGUGGGGAGGCCAGUGUAUCACCUGUUCGUCUGUCAUCACCCCUCUCUCUGGUGAAUGGACUUUUCCAUCACACUGACUGGUUGGCUGAGAAGUGAGAACACACACGCUGACAGACUGGCCAGUCGAUCUCUGACACACACUGUCUCCUGAUUACCUCAUUGUGUGUGCUGGCCCGUCUUUCUUUUCCCGGUGUUAACGGUUCCGGUACAUUAACAGCCAGCUGUUGUCGGAGCGCACGUACACCUCCUCUCUUACAUUACCCUCCAUCUCUCCCCCAUCCGUCCAUCUCCCUGUCCGUCCAUCCUCCUCACUCAUUCUGUUCUCAGAUGUGUGGUAGAUGAACAUGUGUGAUAAGCAGGUAUAUUAAAGGGACUGAUACACUGUAGGGAGUUAGUUUGUGCACAGACACAGAACAGGAAGGAGCACACAACAGGACAGGAAGGAGCACACAACAGAAUAAAACAGCUGGUUUCACAUUUUUUGUUUGUUUCAUUAAUUUCCUUCCCACCUUCUAAAAUGUGUAAAGGACUGUCCUCCCUUCCCUCGUCAUGCUUGGAGAAAGCAAAGGGGAUGCGGGUGAAGUUGAGCCACCUGGCUGACAAACAGGAGUGGACACAUCACAAACACAGGGUCCAUGAGGACAGGACUCUUCAGGGUCUGGAGUCUCUACUCAACGGCAAGAUUGGCCAGAAAGCUUUCCUCUGGUUCCUGCAGUCUGAGUUCAGUGAGGAGAACCUGCAGUUCUGGUUGGCCUGUGAGGAGUACAGGGUUACCCCCCCAUGGCAGCAGGGGGCCAAGGCCCAGUCUAUGUACUGCCAGUACAUCAACCCUGGUUCACCACAGGAGGUGAACCUGGAUGCUGAGACCAGGGAGGCUCUACUGAGAGUGAUGGAGGACCCUGCAGGCGACACAUUCCACGAGGCCCAACAACACGUCUACCACCUGAUGGCCAAAGACUCUUAUCCUCGCUUCCUGCGCUCCCCACACUGCCUGGAGGCCCUUAGGGUUCCUUAGAUAUUCCACAGCGCCACCUGCUGCCCCGGAGGACCACACAACAUAAUAACAAGCUGUGUUAUAUGACUACAUUCGAACUUAUACCAUUUAUAUUUAUACUCAAGUCUUAGUAUACACUCAUAUGUGAGUAGUAAGAUGUUUGUGUUUAUCAUAAAUGUGGAAUAACUAUGGUAUGUGUCCAUGCAGUUCUUAAUCAAGUGUUUUGACAGGAAAUGAGAUCAUGAGUAUUCUAGUCAAAUCAAAUUGGUCACAUACACAUAUUUAGCAGAUGUUAUUGGUCACAUACACAUAUUUAACAGAUGUUAUUGGUCACACACACAUAUUAGCAGAUGUUAUUGGUCACAUACACAUAUUUAGCAGAUGUUAUUGGUCACAUACACAUAUUUAGCAGAUGUUAUUGGUCACAUACACAUAUUUAACAGAUGUUAUUGGUCACACACACAUAUUAGCAGAUGUUAUUGGUCACAUACACAUAUUUAGCAGAUGUUAUUGGUCACAUACACAUAUUUAGCAGAUGUUAUUGGUCACAUACACAUAUUUAACAGAUGUUAUUGGUCACAUACACAUAUUUAGCAGAUGUUACUGGUCACAUACACAUAUUUAGCAGAUGUUAUUGGUCACACACACAUAUUUAGCAGAUGUUAUUGGUCACAUACACAUAUUUAGCAGAUGUUACUGGUCACAUACACAUAUUUAGCAGAUGUUAUUGGUCGAAUACACAUAUUUAACAGAUGUUAUUGGUCGAAUACACAUAUUUAACAGAUGUUAUUGGUCACACACACAUAUUAGCAGAUGUUAUUGGUCACAUACACAUAUUUAGCAGAUGUUAUUGGUCACAUACACAUAUUUAGCAGAUGUUAUUGGUCACAUACACAUAUUUAGCAGAAGUUAUUGGUCACAUACACAUAUUUAACAGAUGUUAUUGGUCACAUACACAUAUUUAGCAGAUGUUACUGGUCACAUACACAUAUUUAGCAGAUGUUAUUGGUCACACACACAUAUUUAGCAGAUGUUAUUGGUCACAUACACAUAUUUAGCAGAUGUUACUGGUCACAUACACAUAUUUAGCAGAUGUUAUUGGUCGAAUACACAUAUUUAACAGAUGUUAUUGGUCGAAUACACAUAUUUAACAGAUGUUAUUGGUCACAUACACAUAUUUAGCAGAUGUUAUUGGUCGAAUACACAUAUUUAGCAGAUGUUAUUGGUCGAAUACACAUAUUUAUCAGAUGUUAUUGGUCACAUACACAUAUUUAACAGAUGUUAUUGGUCACAUACACAUAUUUAACAGAUGUUAUUGGUCACAUACACAUAUUUAACAGAUGUUAUUGGUCGAAUACACAUAUUUAGCAGAUGUUAUUGGUCGAAUACACAUAUUUAGCAGAUGUUAUUGGUCACAUACACAUAUUUAACAGAUGUUAUUGGUCGAAUUCACAUAUUUAGCAGAUGCUAUUGGUCGAAUACACAUAUUUAACAGAUGUUAUUGGUCACAUACACAUAUUUAGCAGAUGUUAUUGGUCACAUACACAUAUUUAGCAGAUGUUACUGGUCACAUACACAUAUUUAGCAGAUGUUAUUGGUCACAUACACAUAUUUAGCAGAUGUUACUGGUCACAUACACAUAUUUAGCAGCUGUUCUUGCAGGUGUAGGGAAAUGCUUGUGUUCCUAGCUCCAACAGUAGUAUCUAACAUUUCACUGAGUAACUAGUCUUACUAGAUGCUCUUCUAUAGAGGGAGUUAUAACUGUAUUACUAUUAUAAACAUGUAUGUGCCCAGGAUUACGUGUAUGUGCCCAGGAUUACGUGUAUGUGCCCAGGAUUACGUGUAUGUUCCCUCGGAUUACAUGUAUGUGCCCAGGAUUACAUGUAUGUGCAGAGUUCAUUGGAUCGCAUGCUGAACUAGAGUGAAAUGUAGCCUAAACGAGAAACCUGUCUACUUUAUGUUGUGGGGAGGUUAGGGCUGUACAUUUCCCCUAACUUAACAGAAAUCCUGGUUGGAAGAUUCCCUGUCAUCUGAAUGGAGCUCCUCAGAUCUUCCCUGUCUUCUCUCUACUGUUCUCUAUCUGUCCAAUAAAACCACCAAAAACACA